CUGCACAACAAGACAAAAACAAUAGAACCCAUUACAAACAAGCCAUUUUUUUUUUAGCUCUAAACCAGCGGUUCUCAAUUCCAGUCCUCGUGCACCUAGCUCAGCAUAUUUUGAAUGAAAAAGGAAGUGCAGCAGUUACUACAACCAAAGUUAGAACAGCUCAGAUACAGGAAGAGAAACGUACACAAUGGCCGCACAACCAAAGACAAAAAUACUCUACAUUUCAUUAGGUUUUUGGCUUAUUAUAGGUGUUGAAAGCUACGAUGCUUGGACAAACCAAGUAUUAACUGUUCAGACUGGAGGAUCUGUCACCAUCCCAUGUCAUUAUGACAAGAAAUACACACAGCAGAAGAAAUACUGGUUUUUAGAUAUUGUUGAAACAUACACAAACAUCUCUGAGGAGAAUAUGUCAAUAAUUGAUCAUCCUGAUCAGAGUCUCUUUACUGUGACUAUGAGAAACCUGCAGGAUGAAGACACUGGAGAUUAUCAUUGUAUUGUUGACAAUGAAGGAAUAAUGAGGAGCACAUAUGAGGUUUAUAUCAAGGUUCAAUCUGCUCCUAAUGUGUCUGUGGUGAGCAGCAGUGUCUCUGGACAUGAAGGUGGUGGUAUCAGUGUUCAGUGUCUCUACAGUUCUGGAUGUCAGAAUAAAGUCAAACAGUGGUGCAGAUAUAAAGAUCAGAGCUGUUACACAUUGGGGAGGACUGACACAUCCCAGAAUUCAUCAGUGCAGAUCAGUGAUGAUGAUGGGAGAAGAUCCUUCACUGUGCUGAUGACUGGACUGAGACGGACUGAUUCCGGCUGGUACUUCUGCUCUACUGGAGGCGUAAUGAGUCCUGUUCACAUCACUGUAACGGAGGCAGAACCAGACAAAGAGAAAGACACAGAUAAUGAAUUCCUGACUGUGUGGCUUCGAGUUUCAGCUGCGCUUCUGCUCUUACUGAUUCUGAUUAGUGUGUUCAUCUGGAGACAGAGACGGAGACCCAAGCAAGAUGAGCACCAAACCAGAGAGAGAAAAAGCAGCAAAACCACUGACACGGAUCCCGUUAAUGACAUAAUCUACUACAGUACUAUUGAUCAUGAUCCUGGGAGUGAAGCGAUGAAGUCUCCAGCAGGUGGAGCAAUAAACAGCAUAAUAUACAGCACUGUGGCUCCACACUGAGAGCAACAGUGAGAACAACACAAGAACAGACCAAGAGAAACACAAGCAACAGCAGCGGAAUGGCAUCACAACCUUUUUUUUUAUUUUUUUAUUUUUUAUUAUAUUAUUGCCGUUUAAUUUAAGUAUAAUAUUUGAAUCAGGUGUUGCUGGACACAUAAUUCGUGCUGCUGCGACUUGCAAGUGACCCCUUUAAAUUAUUUCUAGGUUAUAGUAUUGUAUGAAUAUUGUCCCACUGAUAAAUACAGUGCAAAUAGCAAAAAGUGGAAAUAAAAUUCAAUAAUAGACUAAACAGUUCCAUGAUAAUAUGUCUGUAACAUCUACCAGUCUCGUCUUUUAAGUCAAAGGGCACUAGGUAUGUGUACAUGUGACAUUUCUAAAUAAUUGCAGCUAGUGCCAAAUAAA
Messenger RNA from Carassius gibelio (silver crucian carp), 1561 nucleotides. Its product is annotated as CMRF35-like molecule 1. The transcript is spliced from 6 exons. The coding region runs from base 188 to 1159 and encodes 323 amino acids. The record is from RefSeq and is a predicted model, not a curated record. Lineage: Eukaryota; Metazoa; Chordata; Actinopteri; Cypriniformes; Cyprinidae.